UGCAAUAAAGGCAGAUAGCGGACCAUGGGGAGCAGGGGAAAACUUUUUGUACUGACAUGUUAGCGCAAUGACUUUUGAGUAACAUCUAACUGGGACGAGGCUCCCGGCGUGAGGAGGACAGGGCCCUUUACGGGGAAAAAAAGGAGCACUUGCCAUCUGCCGGGAAACGAAAAGCAAGACGGCAAAAUAGUUGAGAGCAGUCCAAGAAUCAGCGGUGGAAAAUCCAGUUUAGCCAUUUGAAUUGAAAGAUGAGCUUGUUGUCUGCCAUAGACACGAGUGCCUCCGUGUACCAGCCUGCGCAACUUCUCAACUGGGUCUAUCUUUCCUUACAAGACCCCCACCAGACCAGCGCUUUUGACGCAUUCAGACCCGAACCCAACUCUUCCCACCCGGAUCUCAGUUUCAGCAAGACUCCCGCAGCGGCGGAGCUGAGCUCGUCCCUGAACUCCAACUAUCUCAACAACUUCUUUCAGCUGCAGCGCAAUGAGGCCUUAAACAACAACGUAUAUAAGAAUGUGUCACCCUAUGGCUCCCUGAACAACAUCGUGGAUGGACUCAACACCCUGACGGACCAUUUUUCAGACCUUUCCCUUUCUUCAGAGCCAAGGAAACCAAACAAAAGACCCCCACCAAACUACUUAUGCCACCUCUGCUUCAACAAAGGCCAUUACAUCAAAGACUGCCCUCAGGCCAGACCCAAAGGAGAAGGACUGACACCCUACCAAGGAAAGAAGAGAUGCUUUGGAGAAUACAAGUGCCCUAAGUGUAAGAGGAAGUGGAUGAGUGGCAACUCCUGGGCCAACAUGGGCCAAGAAUGUAUCAAAUGCCACAUCAACGUCUAUCCACACAAACAGCGCCCUUUAGAGAAGCCGGAUGGCCUGGAUGUUUCUGACCAGAGUAAGGAGCACCCGCAACACCUGUGUGAAAAAUGUAAAGUCCUGGGCUACUACUGCCGUCGUGUGCAAUAAUCAUCUUUAUUCAGAGUCAGAGAGCAACAAGUCCUAUUGCUCAUCCUCCAUCAAGGCUGUUAACUUCCUCCCUUCACAUCCAGGUUUCCUACAUCCCUGCCCUGCACACAACAUGGCGACCUUUCCUCCUCACGUCUUCCCAUCCUCUCAGAUGUCUCAAAUAUAGGCAGUGGCUUUCAUUUUUCUGUCCCUCUUCUCAACCACCGGUGGAUCGCAGAUUUUUCUUUUUUCAAUGACAGUAUUGAAGACCACAUCCAGGAAUGAAAAGAACACGGUAACCUAGGAUCAAUCUCUCCAAGUGCUCCUCAUCAAAAUGAUCUUUUUUUUGUGCCUCAUGCAACAGAAACAACACAACUCCAUUGAUCCAACUCAAUGAUUAACAACAGCACGUGGUGUAUUGAUGAAUUAGCAUGUUUUACAAUGGUGUCACUGACAGUAUUGGUCUCAAUAGAUUACCUCUCCUUGGGGUUUGUAGGUUUUGUGUUUACAGAGAUCUGCCUUCCAUUUCCCUGCCAAGUGAAAGGUGUGGUUAUGUGACGUAACAUUUAUCACAGGCCUCACAAUGGUAUAAAGUAUAUGAGGCCUUUGAUGUAUUGCCGUAUUAAGGUCAACAGCACAUCUUAUUAACUGUGAAUUAACUGAGGGACAAUGUGCCAUACAUCCCUAGCUUACAUUUGGCCUAUUUAUUUCCUUGUUGUCUGGUGUGCAAUUAGAAUUUUAACUGUUUGUUUGUAUAUCACUUUAUUGUGUAACUGCUUCCACGCGUCUUUAGGCACUCCUGUAGGCUCAGUUGCUCUUCAUCUAGAUUUAGUGCAUUGCUAACAGAUACGGUUUCAUUCACCCUCCCCAGAAUAUAUUUGUAGCCACACAAAUUCUCAGCUAUCUAUAGUUUUAGAUAUGUAUAGAUGUUAGAUGUAGAGGUUAUUGUGUUCAAUUGAAAGCACAAGAAGGAUAGUUUUAUUAACAGCAAAGCAUGUAAUUUCAAGGUUAUUCACAUAUAAAGCCAGAUUAGACUUAAACCACAAAUUAGAAAAAUAGAUAAUGGUUUGAAAAAGGUUUAAGAGAGAUUUUAGAGUUCACAGUCAAUGCCUGCGAACCUUGGUGGAGUCAAUUAAGCAAAAUGGAAGAUAUUGCAUGUCCAACAUCUGAUUGCUGUAUGGAGACUGUGUAGAAGGAAGUGAAGUUUUGGAGAACUGAAUUGAUUUUCAGAUCGGUUGAGAGAAACAAUAGGAGGUAAAAUAGGAGGGCUGAUUUGUGAUGAGGGGAUGCUGAAGAUUCAAAGAUAUAUUAAAAGUGAUGAUGAAUUAGGUUAACAUUUUUCACAAUAGUGCCUACUAUUUGAAACCAGUGUCUUUAAAAGACAUUUUUUUAUAGGAAAUUGUGAACUUUUCUAUAUGUACUGUAUUCCUUGCCUUAUAAAAACUGGUUGACUAUAUUUUAUACUGUAAUAUUAUAUGUGCCUUAAAAAAAGAUCACGACUAUAGGAUGCCAUUUGAAAUUAGGAAAGACAAAUUGGGAUAGACUCAGAGAUGGGACAGUAAACGUGCGUGUGGUAAGUGGGAUGCAUAGUAAGUUUAAUGCAGGUUAAAGGAGUUAAAAAAGGACAAGAAAAUUGUGCAGUUCCUCUAUUAGUUUGAUCUUGCAUGGUGGGUGUUCGCUUCAACAAAGUUUGCUGAGUUGCAGGCAUGGGCUGAAACAGCAUUUCCAGCUGGCAAUAACAAAUCCUACUGUGGUCUGUUGUCAUGGAAUAUCCACAAAGAUGUUAUUUCAUAGUCGAUACUCACAACAGAAUGGAGUCGCGCAUGAAACUGUGGACCUCACUCCUUGUUGUUUUAAUCUAUUGUGGUAAUGUUUAUCUAAGGAACUGUCGGUUUUGUCAAGAGAUAUACAUGGUCACUUAGUGGGAGAGUUUGCACGGGCUGAUGAUGGUACCCUUCAGUUUUGGGGAAAUUAGCUAAAUCCCAUUGUUUUAGUUAAAGGGGCAUUCCACUGAUUCUGUAGUUUAGGUAAAUUGGCUUGCACAACCCUUAAGAAUGGUUGAAAUCAAUCCAGCAGAUGCAGAGAUAUGCAUAUCUAAUCCCUAGUGUGGCUCAGGCUCCAAAACGCUGUAUCCUACCUUUCCCAUAAUGCAGCUCAACAGCAUCUUUAAGUAUCUGCCCUUGUAAAUGCCCACAUCUUUUCAAACUCCCAAGUUCGUAACAGGCUAUUUGUCCUCAUAUAGACCUCAUAUAAAUGAACAAUUCUAUUUUUCUAACUAACAUCGUCUUUCUUUUGCUCUGUGCGAUGACACUAGCCUUACAGGUCUUUACUGAACCUUAUUAUCCACAUCAUACCAUGUGGCUGUAGUGAGAGGGAUAGAUACCAAUGAUGCCUUAUGAACUAACCUCAUAAACUAAUAACAAUAUAUGUGAUUCAACAAUCCUAGAGUUAGAGUUCUACUCCGCCCAGAGAAGCGUUAUUAAGGCCAUUUUAAAUGGCAAAUCACGAGCCAAUGGAAGCAGUUCAUACAAUACACAUGAAAAAAGAAGAAAAAAUUCUCUGCUUUCAGACAUAAUUUCUUGAAUUACAUAUACUUGACUUUUAUAGUACAUUUUCACUUCAAAUUUGUUAUUGUCUAUGAAUGAGAUGUGUAUUUUGGAACACUUAACAGAUGUUGACAUUUUUAAAGCAAUCUGCAAAGACUGAAAAGUUGUUUCCCUGACAAAGAUAGACUGUUUUAUGUAUAUAUUUGAUGGCCAUCAUUAUUGAAAAUAGUAGCUCUUUUAAAAUGUUAUGCAAUAUUGAAGCUUUUUUUGUGUGAAGAAGGGCCUAAGAAAUAAACUAAGCUGGGAGUUUUUUCUUUAUGUUUUACAAUAAUCUGAGGGGUUAUCCUGCAGAAAUAUUUAUGGAAAGAUUUUUUACAACACUUUUUGUAUAGAAUAUGCAACAAAGUUACACUAAAGAAGGAAAUAUUGAUGUCUACAUAGAGUAUUAUUAAACUAAAGCUGGUACAUAAUUAAUACCCUUUCUCAAUUAUAAGCCAUUGUAUUUUUGUUUUGUUUUAUGAUGUUAUCAGUGGUGAAUAACCCAGUUAUUUGGUUAUGUGUAACUAAUUAUGAGCUAUUUACAUCCAUACAGUCGCAUGUAUUCAUUGUGUAAACAAUAUUAUGAAGAUAUAUAUUGUGUUAACAUGCAGAACUUUUCUUUCCUUAAUUAGUGACGGAUACUCACCACUGUAUAAGCACGUUAAACUGUGAGAUGUAGUUCAAGCUUAAAGCAGCAAUGACAAGAAACUAUUAUAAAAUGUUAUGGUGUUAUUAGUAGUCUUAGGGAGUGUAUACUUUUGUUAAAAAGGCAUGUGUGACAAAGAACUAUUUUAGAGUUUGCAUGUGCAUGUGUUUGGUUUUGAAUGAAAUAUCAUUUGUGCAAUGUAUACUUAUUUAAAUACUUUACAGUAGUUUGCUACAGUACAUAUUGUUUUUAACAUUAUCAGCAACUUCUGAUUGUUGUAAGUCUUGAAGUAUUUACCGCUAGUGUAGCCUCUACGAAUAAUACAUAUUUACUGAAUGUAAUGUGUUAACACUUAUGUGGUCAAUUAGGAAAGUAUUGUUUGUAUUCUUUACUGUCUGUAUCACUUGAGAUGUGUGUGUUGCAAUGUUGCAAUAAUGUAAUAUUUGAAUUGGGCAGAACACAGGCAUGAGGUAGUGAGGAAAAUGAUAUUUUGGGAAACAAAGACAUGGUCAUGGUUUCGAGAGUAGACCACAGGACUGUUUUUCAUGUCCAUGAAAUGGCAUUCCAAAAUGUGCCUUAUUUGUUAGUUGGGAAAACAUUUUAGUGCUGUUGAGAGUUUGUUGAAUAAAAGUCAUAUUGAAUUAGGA
Molecule: messenger RNA, 4825 nt
Organism: Eleginops maclovinus (Patagonian blennie)
Lineage: Eukaryota; Metazoa; Chordata; Actinopteri; Perciformes; Eleginopidae
Gene: zcchc24
Product: zinc finger, CCHC domain containing 24
Exons: 4
Coding region: 249-968 (239 amino acids)
Molecular function (GO): nucleic acid binding; zinc ion binding
Source: RefSeq, a predicted model, not a curated record